Nematocida homosporus is the source of this 1671-nucleotide messenger RNA. RefSeq lists its product as uncharacterized. The record is from RefSeq and is a predicted model, not a curated record. Lineage: Eukaryota; Fungi; Microsporidia. The transcript has a single exon. Bases 1 to 1671 code for a protein of 556 amino acids.
AUGAUCAAACUAAUGAAUAAGAAUUAUUUCGAAAGAAAACCAUGGUUUCUGGCUAUUAUUGGGUUGGGAUUUGUUGGGUUGGGUUGGGUAAUGGUUGUUUUUAGUCGAAAUAGGAAAGAUCCUGAUCAGAUGAUCAAUGAAAUGCCUACUAAUCAGCCAAAUGAUGUUUUGAUUGAUGACGUGUCAAUUUCAAAAUCUGGACAAAAUAAUAGUAAUCCUCUCAUCCCAAUGGAUUAUGAUGAAUCAAGAUUUAUUUUGGAUGAUUUAUCGGUAGUUUAUGUAAUUCAGAACACAGAUGAACAAGUGUUGGAGCAUGUUGAAUUGUCGUUUUUGAAAUCUCCUUUGGUUUAUAAGGAGUGUAAAUUAGCUAAGGUGGUUGAUGUUUCUGAGAAGGAAUAUACCUUGCAUUUAGAUGGUGAACAUAAGUACUUGCCUACUUACUUGGUUAAUAUCUGUAAAUGGAUUAUUGUUCAGAAGUACUGGAUUACGGGUAUUGAAAUUAAGUUGGCGGUUCUUUAUUCUUCUUUGGCCGAUCUUUUGAAGUAUACGAAUGCUCGAGUUGUGACUUUGGUUGAGUGCCGGAUUGGAUUAGAGGCUUUGGUGGCUUUAGGAGGGUGUUCUUUGUUAGAUACUUUGAUUAUAGCUAACAAUUGUAAAUUUAUAGAUAUGGAUGUGAAUGGUGCAGGACAUGAUACUGGCUUAUCGGUGGUUAGUCCUGGGCCUAAAUCCAGUUGGAAAGUUUCGGUAUCCUAUCCGGCCACUCUUAUUAUUGCUAACCAGAAGGAAGGUUUAGUGGCCACUUUGUUACAGACAGUUCGGUUUGCUAAUUUGCGUUCAUUAGAGCUGAAGAACACAAUGCUUACCGAUUUAAGUGUUUUGGGGUACGUUGAUGCGACUGGAGUACAAGAACUGUAUAUUGUAAAUGAGCUGAAUUUAGCUAAAGUAUCUCUAGCGGGUAUUGCUAAAUGGACUAACUUGCAUACUUUAGUGAUUUGCAAGAACCAGAUUGGCUACCAGAUUGAACUAUCUGAACUGGGCUAUGAAGCACUUAAAAAGCUUAGGACCCUUCAGAUUGAGCACUACUUAUAUGCUAAACUGAUUAGCCAUCGGCUCAUUAAGUUUAAUAGUGAGAAUGAAAUUACUAUUCUGGUUGAACACCCGCCUAAAACUCUCUAUGGUGAAGUUCGCACGAUUAAGUGCUUUUUUGACCCGGCUACGGCUUACAUUGAAGUAUACAUUCCCUUGGAAGGACUUGAUCUGGUGUUAAUGACUGAAAUGAGAUACCCAUUCGCACUGCUUAAACCUAAAACCCUCUUUAUUGAUUGCAUGACUAAAAAUGCGAUUGUUCUCCCUAAACACGAUCUGGUUUGGAAAGGUCUGUCUGAAUCGUACAAAGAUGCCUCCUCACUUAAAACUCUUAUCAUUAAUUCGGUCCAACAAACCGGUCCUAUCAAUACCCCAACUAAUACUUACUUUGCCGAUAUGAAGUACUUUACCCAAGUCACUCAGUUCCUUUGGGAGUUUAUUCAGCUGCCCAAUACUAAACUACUGAUUGCUCUUCGUCGUGCUAAUCCAACUCAAACUCCAGCCGCCACUCUAUUUGUACAGACUCCAUUAGAAAGAAGGUUCUUCCCCUUCCUAACCCCAACUCUUAAACAAAUCCUAAGCUAG